AUGAAGAAAAAAAGUAUGACCAAGCACCGGUGGAAUCCUGAAGAGGAUGAGCUACUGCAGAAGCUAGUAGAGGAACAUGGACCAAAGAGCUGGUCUCUAAUUGGCCAAUUAAUUCCGGGUCGAUCCGAAAAAUCGUGUCGAACCGAUAAUGCGAUAAAAAAUCAUUGGAAUUCGUUCCUUAAACGAAAGCGCCUUUUGAUGUUAGAAGAUUUGACAUCCAAAAAUCUUCAACCACCGUUGAAGAAAUUGUUUAGUAACAGGGAGGGUAUAAAUUCAGGUAGUCCAUAUAGAUCUGAUCUGAGCAAUUUGGAUUUUUCUAGGUUCCUUGAGUUGGGUCUGUAUCCACAUGUAGCCCCAUCUAGUCGAAAUUUACCUCUUUCAGGAUAUUCACCAGUAAUGCCUGAUCAAUUAAUGUCUCUAAGUCCACAAGGAUUUGAUUUAAGAAAUUUGGGUUUAUUUAGGUUUCCUCAGUUAAGUCUUUAUCCGCAUAUUGUCCCACUAGGUGAAAUUAUGCCAUUUUCAUCAGUUUCUAUUAUAAUGGCCGAACCAUCAGUAUCUUUGAGUCCAUGUGGUUAUAAUAUGAGCAAUUUGGGUCUAUAUGGGGUACCUUUGUUACAUCGAUAUAAUAUGAGCAAUUUGGGUCUAUCUGGGGUACCUUUGUUCAGUCUCUAUCCUCCUAGUGCCCCACUAGGUGAUAUUUUGACUUUUUCAUCAGUUUCACCCGUAUUGCCUGAUCCAUCAACAUAUCUUAGUCUCUCUUUACCUGGAUUCAAAUCUACCAAGAAUUCAAAUUCGAGGAAUCGAAUUGAGCAAAUAGAUCAACUCGCACCUAUAUCGGAAUCUGAAUCCACUCCAUCAAAUUUUAUUCCCCAACUUUCAACAACUCAGAGUGGGAAUAUUGAGUAA
Messenger RNA from Solanum stenotomum, 906 nucleotides. Its product is annotated as transcription factor MYB41-like. Gene Ontology annotation, molecular function: DNA-binding transcription factor activity, RNA polymerase II-specific; RNA polymerase II cis-regulatory region sequence-specific DNA binding. The transcript is spliced from 2 exons. Bases 1 to 906 code for a protein of 301 amino acids. The record is from RefSeq and is a predicted model, not a curated record. Gene Ontology annotation, cellular component: nucleus. Gene Ontology annotation, biological process: regulation of DNA-templated transcription. NCBI's taxonomy places the organism in Eukaryota, Viridiplantae, Streptophyta, Magnoliopsida, Solanales, Solanaceae.